AGCAGGUUAAACAGGCCUUUGUGAAAGAACUGGUUUGUGAAAUGCACGCAUUUUUAAGAAGGUGGGCACGGCUCACGUGUAAAAAGUUCUUUUCCCAGGAGAUCAAAGCAGGGAGAAAUUAAAAGAGAAAAACUGGGGCGAGAGAGAAAUCUAAUGUGCAGGAAUUCACAUACUGUUAUUGUUAUCUGUUAUCAUAAACUAAAUCUGAUUAUUGCAUAUUUAUGAUUUGGAAUGUGGUAUUUUCAAAUCAAAAUCACAUAUAGUUGUAGAUUUCUAUUAUCAGCAAGAUUAAUUGCUGAAGUUUAAUCUCUCUUUUGCAGUUGCAGCAUUUUCUUUCAUUUAUUUUCUGUCUUUUGAGGAAACAUGCAUAUCUAGUUGCCUAUUUACUUGUUUCUCUUGCACCACAGGGUUAACAGGCAACCCUUUAGUAAUGGACCCCAACAGUAUUUGUCGUAAGACCAGACCUCUUUUAGGCAGACAUGCUGACCUGUGCCAGUCUCAACCUGAGAUCAUUCAGGAGGUGGCAAAAGGUGCCAGGCUUGGCAUGCGAGAAUGCCAACAUCAGUUUCACAAUCAUCACUGGAACUGCAGCAGCCAGAGCAGAAGCCUGGCCAAAAUUCUGCAACAAGAUAUCCGGGAAACUGCGUUUGUGUAUGCCAUCACAGCUGCCGGGAUAAUGCAUGCAGUAACACAAGCCUGCAGCCAGGGAGAGCUGCCACAGUGUGGCUGUGUGACCCUUCAGAGUUCCACUGAACCUCAUCGUGACUCCCCGGCAGAGGAGAUAAACAAUCAGACUUCACCUGCCCUAUAUGGAGACUGGAAAUGGGAGGGGUGUGGAGAUGAUGUGGACUUUGGCUAUAAAAAGUCUCAUCUGUUUAUGAAUGCAAUGAAGCGAAAAGGCAGAAGUGAUAUCAGGACUCUUAUUGACUUGCACAACAAUGAAGCAGGAAGGCAGGCCGUACAGAUACAAAUGCGCAUGGAGUGUAAAUGUCACGGCCUUUCUGGUUCCUGCACUCUUCGCAGCUGCUGGAGAAAGAUGCCUCUCUUCCGUCAAGUCGGUGACCACCUCAUGCAAAAAUUCCAUACCGCUGUCCGCGUGAUGGGAGGGAACGAUGGUAAAUCGCUUGUUUCCGUCAAUGUGGAUACUCCAGCCCUGGAUGCAGACGUCCUGAUCUAUUCAGCCGAGUCACCUGACUUCUGCCAGGCCAAUCAAAGGACCGGUGCCGAGGGCACGCAGGGUCGUGUGUGUAAUAGCACAGGGACAGGGCCAGGAGCCUGUGACAGACUGUGCUGCGGAAGAGGAUUUGCAGAGUACAGUAUGGGAUAUGAAGAAAACUGUCUGUGUCAGUUUCUCUGGUGCUGUGUGGUUCAGUGCCAAAGAUGUUCAGUGAGAAAAGAUGUCAGCAUCUGCUUGUAAAAUACACCUAUUGGGGUGAACCACUAUUCUGCCGAGCUCAAUUCCAACUCUAAUACACACCUGACCUAGUUAUUUAAAAUCUUUAGGGUUGAACUGGUAUACUGCAGAAAGGUAUUAUGGUUGAGACUUAACUUUGCAAGACUUGACACCCCUGACCACAUGUUAUGUGACAUGGAACAAACAUGAUCAGGGUGAACAAAUUUUGGUUUAAUCAACCAAAUUUUCAAGGUUUGCUGAUGGUAGGUUAACCCAAGUUUCUGGAAUACACCCCUGAAGGGGAUCAAAUGGGACAGUGCCCCUAGUGAAUCCUUCAGGGAGAGCAUGGGUAUGCUUUUAAUGUGCAUAUAAGCGUCAUCUUUGCAAACUGAAGCAGUGAUAUUUGACAAAAUUAUUUUUACCACUUGUAACUGCAACCAAAUACUGAGUGAUGUCCAUAAAUCAUAUGUGAGGCUGGGCUUAUCUGACUCAUUACCUCAUACUGCCCCCUGCCGGUGUAUUACCACUAAACGUAGAUAAGUUGUAAUUGAUUUUCUCAUUUAUUUUUUUGUGAACAUUUUAAACUAAUCUUGGAAUGUAAAAACCUAAGCCAAAAACAUCCUCAAACACAAACUAAUUGAGACCUAUGUGGUCAUUUUUUGUUCUUUUAAAGCAACAGUCACUGUCCAAGGUGCUGAACUGUUAAACGAUAGUUGCCACUUAAUCCAAGUACCAAAGAUUCAGUCAUUAUACACAACUGAUUUCAUCAUUUGUUUUUACAAAUGUUCCUCAACCUAUUUUCGUAAAAACAUUUGUAUUGCACAUUUUCUGAAUCAUUUGUUGCAAAUAGUAUAAAAUAAGAAAACAUGUUCAAAUUGUUGAUGUUCUGCUUUAUUUAAUGCUUGUGUACAAAUAAAUGUCCACAAGGUGGAGCAUAAGCAUGGCUCUUCAAUGCUGCAAAAGUGUUUGAUGCUACUGUGCACCUGUAACACUAAUGGCUUAAAAAACCCGCUAAUUGUGAUAUGUUACACUAACAUAUUUAACAAAAAAUAAAAAAUGGAGGGAGGUAAAUCGUUAAAAUGGUUUGUUUUGAAAUGUGAAGUGGGAAAUAUAUGUUUUACUGUUACAUAAUCCAUCUAUUUUUCUUUUGCUCUGUACAUCAAAGAAACAAAAAGAGUGUUGGGUAUUGGCUCUCAUCGAUCAGGUAAACGUGUUAAUUUGGAGAUCCGUUAUUUUCUAUUGGGUUAAAUCC
Messenger RNA from Misgurnus anguillicaudatus (oriental weatherfish), 2645 nucleotides. It is a transcript of the gene wnt6a, whose product is annotated as wingless-type MMTV integration site family, member 6a. Lineage: Eukaryota; Metazoa; Chordata; Actinopteri; Cypriniformes; Cobitidae. The record is from RefSeq and is a predicted model, not a curated record. Gene Ontology annotation, cellular component: extracellular region. Gene Ontology annotation, molecular function: frizzled binding; cytokine activity. Gene Ontology annotation, biological process: cell fate commitment; multicellular organism development; neuron differentiation.